UGAUAACAUAACCUUUAAGUAACUAAUUAUUCAGAUUAUUGAAGAAACUUACAAUUAGUUUACCGCUUUCAGCAACAGUAAUAAGAAAACAGUAUGGUUUAAAUAAACAGCUAUAUAUCACAGUUUUUAAGCACCAAAAAUGAGUGCCCUUGGUAGAGUUAGGCAAUGGAAUGCUUUUUCUCAAGUUUGGCAUUUAUUUGAUGCAAAAUGGCAAAACCCUUUUCAAUCUGCUGCAGUUAUAACAAAAUAUUUAAUGGGAAAGCAUAAACCGUUUUAUCACCCAUUUGCCAAUUGUGGUGAUGUUGUUGUUGUUAUUAAUAGUCGUCACAUUGCUCUGCUUGGGGAUGAAUGGAAAAAACGAGUUUAUUUUCACCAUACAGGAUAUCCUGGUGGAGCAAGCUGGACACUAGCUUGGGAAUUACAUGAGAAAUCUCCUACAAUGAUCCUGGAAAAGGCUGUUUAUUCUUCUAUGAAGGGAAACCUGCAACGUAGACAUACAAUGAAGAGGCUAAUUAUUUAUCCAGAUGAUAUUAUACCAGAGGAUAUUCAUACAAAUAUUUCAUCUCAAAUUAAACAGCUAAGAAAAGUACCUAAAGUUUUAGAAAGUGAUGAAGUGAAUAAUUUUCCUAGAAUUUUCAAGUUACCUGUUGAUUAUGUUCCAUCUUGAAAACUGUGAAGAAAUCAAGUUGAAGACAACCAUGUCAAGUGAUUUAUAUUUUUUGGUACACUGUACUCUACACUUAAAUGUGGUUGUUUAUGUGAUACAAAAGUCAAAAUGGUUUAAUAUGGGUGACAUAUGGACACAUUGUGAGCGAAGUUGACGGUAGUUAUUUAAUAAAUAUGAUUCAACAUUAGUUUUUCAAUUGUGUUAACCUUGUUUGGAAUAUAUUCUGUUUGUCAUGAACUGUUGAAAAAUUUUAUGAUUUCACUAAUCGAUCAUAAAAAAAAAAGAAAAAAUAUUUAAUAAUGAGAUUAAGUGAUAAUCCGAGUGGUACAACUUUUAAGGACUACAGUCCUUUUAAUGUUUGCAGACUUGUGAAAGGUUAUGGUCCAAAUGAGACUGUAAAAUUUUUGAGAAAUGGUACGAUAUUAUUGACUGUAAAUAAGGAAAAAGAUUUUAGAAAUUUAGAAAAUAUAAAAACGUUCCAAAAUAUUCUGAUUAUAUUUGAAUUACACAAAUCACUUAAUUUUUCAACUGGGGACGCCUACGUCCCAGAAUUGUUAAAUUGUCCUGAAGAUGAAAUAGUGUCUGAAUUUGAGAACCACGGUGUUGUGGAGGUUAAAAGAAUCUAUAAAAAAAUAAAUAAUGAAAAUAGAGCCACUCUGUUUGUUACUGAUUUUAAAGUUUGAAAAGGGCGAAUUACAU
Nezara viridula (southern green stink bug) is the source of this 1366-nucleotide messenger RNA. Lineage: Eukaryota; Metazoa; Arthropoda; Insecta; Hemiptera; Pentatomidae. The record is from the annotation of a GenBank genome assembly.